This is a messenger RNA of Vigna umbellata (rice bean), 723 nucleotides long. Lineage: Eukaryota; Viridiplantae; Streptophyta; Magnoliopsida; Fabales; Fabaceae. The record is from RefSeq and is a predicted model, not a curated record.
AUGAUCGGCAAUGGUGUGAGGAGAGAUAUAGUGAAGCACAGACUUAAACUUAAGAAGGUUUCAUACGCAGACCUUUACCAGCUUGCUGGUGUUGUUGCAAUAGAGGUUACACAGGGUCCAAUUAUUGACUUUGUUCCUGGCAGAAAGGAUUCAAAUGAAUCUCCACGAGUCCAAGCACACUUUCUAAAUGGUGAAGAAGAUGCAAGGAGUUUAAGGAGAAAAUUUUCUCGCAUGGGACUAAGUGAAGACGAAGACAUAGUAGUUCUAUGUGGAGGCCACGCUUUGAUAAGAGCUAUGCAUCCAAAAGUAGCAACGAGAGAGACACCUAAGGGUGAGACGCAUGAAGAUCGCAGCAAGUUCGAAGAAAGAAAAUGGACAAAGGAACCUUUGAAGUUUGAUAACUCCUAUUUUAAGGAACUACUGAGUAAGGGUGCAUCCUUUUCGAGGCUUCCCAUGGACUCUGCUUUAGUAGAGGAUCAAAGAUUUUAUCACUAUGUUGAACGGUAUGCUAAGGAUGAGGAUAUCUUUUUUAAAGAAUAUGCAAUUUCACAUAAGAAACUCUCAGAGCUGGGCUUCGAUCCCCAAAAUCUAAACAUGUCCAAGGGACUAUAUCAGAAGCUAAAUCAGCACAGGGGACUCGUAGGAAUCGGUAUAAUAUCAGUUGCGGUGGCCGGAAUAUUAGGUUACUUACAUAAAAAGAAGAAAAAUCAAUUGAAAGAUUGA